AUGUCUAAUCUUCCGCUUGAUGUGAUCGCUGAGAUACUCUCUCGAUUACCAGUGAAAUUUCUCUCACGCUAUCUCUGCGUUUCCAAGCAAUGGUACGCUCUAAUCCACAGUCAAGCUUUCAUCAAUCUCCACCUCCGUCGCUCCAUCGAGUCCAACACAGAUCGCACCCUCAUCCUUCACCAACAACAUGCCACCGUUUCAUUUGAUUACUUCUCCGUCCACUUCCAAAACAACGAUCAGUUCGGCAAGCCCAUGAAAAUUCACCACCCACCACUACCAUCCUGUGUAAACAUGUCCACCCAACAAAUCCACGGUUUGGUUUUCGUGCGUAGUAAUACGGGCGAACUCGCUAUCUGGAAUCCACUGAUACGUAGGUACAGGAAGUUGCCCACGUUAGAAAAACCUUUUCCUAGUAUUACGAUCGCUUUAGGAUUCGGCUACGAUACUCGUAACGAUGAUUAUAAGGUAUUGAGGGUCGUACACUUUUUAAAUAGAGAGCUUGAUGUUAAGAUGUAUAGUCUUAAAUCAAAGUCGUGGAAAAAUAUUAAAGAGACAUGGCCCAAAAAGGGGUGGAAAAGAUCUUCCAAGUCAGUGUCGGUGAAUGGAGCUUUGCAUUGGUUAGUAGCUGAGAAUAAGCAGGGUCCGGUGAUGAUUCUUGCUUUCGAUCUUGCCAAUGAGAAAUUCCGGGACUUUGCAACGCCGCGCCAACCACCCACCUAUGGGGCGGAGAGGUUUUUGGAAGCGUGUUUGGAAGGGUUUUUGGAAGCGUGUUUGGAAGUAUUGAAUGGAAAGCUAUGUUUUAUUGUGAAUCCUGAUAAGAAGGCUAAUGAAGUUUGGUUGAUGGAAGAAUAUGGGGAAGGGAGUUCUUGGACUCGGGUUUAUAAAAUUGAGUAUGAUGGAGUGUUUAAGAAUGUCAAGUUUUUCAAUCCUCUAAUGUUUUCCAAGAAUAGCAAGGAGAUUCUCAUGGAGAAGUGCUACUGGGGUCGUACUUCUCUUAUUUGGUUCGACACAGAAAUUAAAGAACACAGGAAGGUUAAGAUUCGGAAGCUUCCCCAUGUGUUUCAGACGGCAAUUUGUACUGGGAGUCUUCUUCUACUUGAUGGCGAUAAUGUGAUUAGUCGAUAUUGA
This is a messenger RNA of Quercus robur (English oak), 1128 nucleotides long. Its product is annotated as F-box protein CPR1-like. Gene Ontology annotation, molecular function: protein binding. The transcript has a single exon. The record is from RefSeq and is a predicted model, not a curated record. NCBI's taxonomy places the organism in Eukaryota, Viridiplantae, Streptophyta, Magnoliopsida, Fagales, Fagaceae. The coding region runs from base 1 to 1128 and encodes 375 amino acids.